Messenger RNA from Botrytis sinoallii, 492 nucleotides. RefSeq lists its product as uncharacterized. Gene Ontology annotation, cellular component: cytoplasmic dynein complex; cytoplasm. The record is from RefSeq and is a predicted model, not a curated record. Lineage: Eukaryota; Fungi; Ascomycota; Leotiomycetes; Helotiales; Sclerotiniaceae. Gene Ontology annotation, biological process: microtubule-based movement. The coding region runs from base 1 to 492 and encodes 163 amino acids. The transcript has 4 exons. Gene Ontology annotation, molecular function: dynein intermediate chain binding.
AUGGCCACUCCUCCAAUUUCAUACACAAGAUUGAGACAAAUCGCAAGUGAUGCCUGUCAAAAUGCACUUGGAAGUGCAGAGUUCUAUGAACACAGCAAGACCGAAUCUUGGAAUACUACCAUCAUUAACUCGAUUCUUAAAUCUCUCAUCUCCGAAUCUACACCUUCAACUGGCGGUUCCCCAUCUUUCAAAUACGCAGUCAAUUCCACCAUCAUUCAACAUCUAGUACCUACCUCUUCACUCAACAAAUCCAAAGCAUCACCUCCAACAACCACAGAAGACACAACAGACGAUGCGAAAGUAACAACAAGUGAUGCACAAGGAGAUGCAAAGAGUACAGAUGGUAAACCUCACGUAGGAAGGAGGGGAAUGCACAGUGCGACGGGAGCUUAUUGGAACGAGAAGACGGAUGGCAUGUGGAGUUUUAAGUAUGAGGGUGGUGAGAAUAAGGGUCUGGAUGUGGUUAUCAGUGUUAUUUGGAUUGCGUUGUAG